Molecule: messenger RNA, 6426 nt
Organism: Agelaius phoeniceus (red-winged blackbird)
Lineage: Eukaryota; Metazoa; Chordata; Aves; Passeriformes; Icteridae
Source: RefSeq, a predicted model, not a curated record
CCCGGAGCCGCCGGCGGGGCCGGGGCCGGGGCGGGCCCUGAGGGGAGACGGCCCCGAACCGGCCGGGUGAGGUCGGGGCGACGCGGCUGUGGGAGUCUGACCUCUGACUGAGGUUCCCUGGGUGGGUUAUUUGCCCCCGGAGGUUUGUGGGUGUUUAAGAAGGCUAAAGCUUCACUAGAACUGAGACUAGAAUGGACAGUUACUUUAAAGCUGCAGUCUGUGACUUGGACAAACUGCUUGAUGAAUUUGAGCAGAAUACAGAUGAAUAUGAGUGCUUCAGUGCACCUCAAAAUCCAUACGACUCAAAGCUGUCUUCAGUCCUGGAUUGCUUAGAGCAUGCACACCCCACAGCAGAGCUGCCAGAGGAUCCUGCUGGAUGUCCUGCCCCAGAGGAGAGCUCUCCCUGCGUCCCUGCAGGCACAAGGGAUGUGCUCAGCUUCUCACCACCCAAAGAGAGGGGUGUGGCUGGACCUGACCUCCUGUCCACUGUGGACAGCAGUUCCCUAAAUGAAGCUGAGGCUCUGAGCCUGGGAAGGUGUAGUAGCGUGCUUGUGUGUGAUCUUGUCAGUGACACAGCAGAUUUAAUCCCCUCAGUGGCUGCUCCAGAAGGGGCUCAGGAUGAGUUCCAGGGCAGCCAGGGGCCCGCUGGCUGUGGCGUGUCUUGUGUCCCCACUCCUGUUUGUGUGACUUCACCUGGCUGCAGCAGGGCUGCCAGCACACAGCAGAGGGAUGGGGACUCGGUGUUACAAGGUUCAGGGCAUCUUACAACAGAACAAAUUAAUAAUUCAGCUUUAAAACCUGAAAGUUACGCUGCAGGAACAGUCCUGGGUCUAUGUGAUGAUCAACACAGGACAGAACCUGUAAAGUGCAAUGAAGUACUCAACCACCCCGGACAAACUGCUGCCCUGGAUCCUGAAUGUGUCACUGUAACAUCACAGAGUUGGAAUGCACACGGUCCCAAAGAUGAAAAACUGCCUUUUGAAACACAAGACGACAGUGCGUGCUCUGCAGCAAGCAAAGAAGCGUGUGGAGGAAAUGCCAUAGGAAAAGUAGACCCAAACAAUGGGAGUAAUGCGGAUUCCAUGCCUUCAGAUCUGCCAAAGAGGCACCCCCUGCACAACAGCAAUGCAACAGAACCUGGAAAUUGUGUCUUACCAGGCUCCUCGUGUCAGAUAGGAGCUGAAGUAGAAUUGGAAAAGAAAGCCACAGAAGAGAAUAUAGAUAGUGAAGAACUUAAUAGCAGUGAGAUACCAAGCAGUGUUUCCAGUUCGUGUAUGUCAGCUGAGGAUGUCCAGACAUCUCAGUCUUGUCUUUCCCUUCCUGUGUCCAUGUGUGGUUCCUUAGUUGUAUCAGAAGAAAAGGUUAAUCCUCUACCUCAAAAUGCAGUGGCAGAGGUUAUUAGUGAUACUGUAACUGUUCAUGCUGGAGAGUCUAAAACUCAUCUCCCUGGCAGGGAAUCCUGUGAAAGUACAACCUGGCAUGAGCAAGAAGAUGUAGCUGAAAUCAGUGAAAGUAUUGCAGAAGAAAGUGGAGGUGGAGAAAAAUACAGUACUGAGAAUGUAAUUGAUGAUAGUGAUUCUCAGCAAAUCAAAGCUUUUGCUUCUGCUUUUCUGGACCUUGGAGCUGAGCCAUAUGAUGUUGGUGUAGACACUUUUUAUGAUGAGAGCGUGAGCUCUGUUCUGGCUGACUUUACUGUUGAGGAGAAUGUUAUUAAAGGUGAUAUUCUGAUAAGCGACGCUGAGCUUGAUGAUUUCUUGUAUGGACAAAGUCUGCAGUCCAGUAUGUUGAAGUCUUCAGACAACGAUGGUAACUUGGUGGAAGCUGAUGCAGAUGGAGGGAGUUUAACAGAUCUGAACAACCUGGAUUUCACAGAGGUCAGUGAAGAGCUUAUGCAAGCAAAAUUGGAGGAGAUAACAAGCAUUAAUAGUAACCUUAAAGCGUCUAUUCCUGACAAUGAAGUGGAAGCUGCAGCAGAGGUCACCAUGUCUCCAAGUCAAGGCAUGACUGAGAGUGGCAGUGGAGCUCUGGCUUCUGAUGUUUGUAUUAAAGGUGCAAGACCAAAGCAAUUGCUUGACCUUUCCCAAGGAGCUACUGGUCAGAAACAACUGAAUAGAACAAAUGUACUUGAAAGAGAAAACCAGGAAUGUGGUUCUGUUAGCCCAGAGGCUCCCCUCUCAGACACCAGUGUAAAUGUUGGUAAUACUGAGCCUGGGGAAAGCAGCUCUGGGGCUGGAGGAAAUCAAACAUCUGAAAGUGCUGAGCCACGUAAAGCACCUGCAGCUCUGUCCUGGAAGCAGCCCCUGUGGGUCCCGGACUCAGAGGCACCCAACUGCAUGAACUGCCAGGCCAAGUUCACCUUCACAAAGAGGCGACACCACUGCCGAGCCUGUGGGAAGGUUUUUUGUGGUAGCUGUUGCAAACGAAAAUGCAAACUGCAAUACAUGGAGAAGGAAGCAAGAGUCUGCACUGGCUGUUAUGAUGAUAUUAAUAAAGCACAGGCAUUUGAAAGGAUGAUGAGUCCAACUGGUCCUGUCCCCAAUUCCAGUGUCUCCUCUGAGCAUUCUUCUGCUGCUGUGCCUGUAGAGGGGGCUCAGAUACCCGGGGGUGCCAGCUCUCCUUCACCAUCUGCACUGUUGCCUACCUCAGCACUUAAACAACCUGGUCCUGAAGGGCUGUGCCCCAGAGAGCAGAAGAGGGUUUGGUUUGCAGAUGGUAUUCUGCCAAACGGGGAGGUGGCAGACACAGCAAAGCUGUCCUCAGGAGCAAAGAGGUCACAGGAAUCCAGCCCAGAGAACGCAGACCUGCCCGAGACACCUGCGGCUGCAAACCCAGAGGAAGAUGACCUGGUAACUGAUGUAAAUCAAAAACUGAAGGAAGAAACAGAUAAGAUGACAAGAAUGGAGGGAUUACAUCCUUCUGUUCCUUCAGAUGGUGCACAGCAGGCCACGCCAGGCCAGAGUGAGGUGGCACCUGGUGACAGAUCUGUCACUCCGGGCACUGAGGAGUGUUCCCCUGCAGCAGCAGCAGCAGCAGAGAAGAGCAGUCCCAGUUCAGAGGGUCGGAGCACACGGGCUGUGCCUGUCUCUGCUUCAAGCUACAGAGCACUGUGUGGGGUAGAGAGCUGGGUGCGACGAGACAUCAGCCUUCUUCCUGAUGGUGAUCAGCUGCCUCCGCUUCUGCUGGCACUGGGGGAAAAAGGGAAAGAUCUUGUGGUGGAGGAACAUCCAUUUCACCAAAAGGUCACCUUGCUGCUUGGGGAAGGACGUCCUAAUCCAUUGACUUUUAUUCUAAAUGCAAACUUGCUUGUCAAUGUGAAGCUAAUAACGUAUUCCUCAGAAAAGUGCUGGUGCUUCUCAACAAAUGGACUGCAUGGUUUGGGUCAGGCAGAAAUUGUCAUUCUGUUGCAGCGUUUGCCAGAUGAAGAUGUUUUCCCUAGUGAAUUAUUCAAAUUAUUUCUUGACAUCUAUAAAGAUGCAAUGAAAGGAAGGUUCAUAAAAAACAUGGAAAGCAUUACUUUUACAGAAAGCUUUCUCAGCAACAAAGAGCACGGCGGAUUCCUGUUUGUUUCACCAGCUUUUCAGGAACUUGAUGAUCAGAUUCUACCAGAUAACCCUUUUCUUUGUGGCAUUCUUAUCCAUAAGCUGGAAAUACCCUGGGCAAAAGUGUUUCCAGUACGUUUGAUGCUGAGAUUGGGAGCAGAAUAUGGGGGUGGGAAUUGUCCAACACAUAAACAUGAACCUGUCACCUGUUCAUGGACUGCUGGAGCCCACAGUGGACCUCUACCAGCCAGAUCCUGUCUGUGUGGUAACAGAGCCUAUCCAGCUCCCAUGGUAAGUGUCAGGCACCGGGAGCCGCUCUUUGGAGACAUGGGACGCACACUGGACAUUAUGAACCUGCCUGUUGACUUUAGAAAUUACCAAUAUAGUUUGCAUACCAUAGACAACCUGUUUGUCCAUAUGGAAAUGGGUAGAAGCUGUAUUAAAAUACCUCUGAGGAAGCACCACGAGGUGAUGAGGGUGAUCAGUUCCUCUAACGAACAUGUAAUUAGCAUUGGAGCCAGUUUCAGCACCGAGGCAGACUCUCACCUGGUGUGUGUGCAGAACAAGCAGGGCCUCUGUCACACACAGGUCAUCAGUGCCACGGGACAGCCCAGGAAAGUUACAGGUGCAAGUUUUGUGGUGUUUAAUGGAGCCUUAAAAACAUCUUCAGGAUUUUUAGCUAAAUCCAGUAUAGUUGAAGAUGGGCUAAUGGUACAAAUAACACGAGAAGCUAUGGAAGGCCUUCGUCAGGCAUUAAGAGACAAGAAGGACUUCAGGAUAACCUGUGGACAAGUGGACACAGAGGACAUGAAGGAAUAUGUGGAUAUUUGCUGGGUAGAAAAUGAAGAGAAAACAAACAAAGGAAUUUUGAGCCCCGUUGAUGGAGAAUCAAUGGAAGGAACUCAGAGGGAAAAAGCACCACAAUACAGAGACUUCGAAAGAGAGGGAAAAGUUAUGAAGUGCACUGAAGUUUACUAUUUUGCAAAGGAUCAUGAACUCUCCAGUGCUGUUCCCCACCGGUUUGCAAGAGAGAUUGCCAUUGCCUGCAGCACUGCUCUUUGCCCUCACCUUAAAACCUUGAAAAAUAACGGGAUGAAUAAGAUAGGACUCAGAGUUUCCAUCGACUCAGACAUGGUUGAAUACUUAGCAGGAUCUGGAGGACACCUUCUCCCACAGAACUACCUGAAGGACUUGGACAAUGCUCUGAUUCCUGUGAUUCACAGUGGAAUGUCAGAUCCUACAGCUCUGCCACUGAAAAUGGAAUUAGUGUUUUUCAUUGUAGAACACCUCUCUUGAUGAGGCUGAUUACAUGCUUAUACUGAUUUGCUAGAUCUGAACACCAAAGUUGUAAUGCUACAAACACUAAAAAUGUUAAAGUUUCUAAACCUUUUAUGUUUUAAUAGCUUUUCAAACUGUUUAUUUUUAAACCCCUCAGAUGCUCUCUGCUUCCUCUGCCACAAAAGAGUCAGUUUGUGUCAUGGAGUUCUGAAAGCUGACACUUAAUACAGGUGCAGAAGAGUGCAGGUUUUGUUACUGUCACACAGCUGCAGCACUUGGUAGGUGUAGUGUGACUCCAAGUCAUAGGAUCUUGCCUCUCACCCUCACACCAGUGUGCAGCUAAAGCUGCUGGGGCUCCGUGUGAUCUCUGCAAGAGCUGAGCACUGGAGCAGGGCUGGCCCAAAGCUGUUUCCUUUCCAUGGGAAAGGGGUUCAGAGCCCAGAGGUGCUGAAGCUGCCUGGAGCCCCUGUGUGCCAGGGCAGCUGUGGCAGCACAGGGGAACGCUGUGGCUGUGUGGAUAAACACCUCUCUGAGGUCCUUAACCUGGGGAUGUGAUGCUGGUGCUUCAUAUGCUCUCAAUUAAUGUUUUAUAGAGUAACUGGUUUCUUUCUUGUAUUUAUAAGGAUUUAUCUAACUUAAAUGGAUGCUAUUUUUAUAAAAAGUGCUUUUUUCUUUACUCUGUUCAGAAUUCCAUACACAAUUUGACCUUUCAAGGAUUAGGAAAAAACAGAUUACUCUUGAUGUAAUCUACAUGUAGCAAUAAGUCAGACAACGAUUCUGCAGUAUUUUUUCUGCUCCUGUCUACUGCUUUUGCCACAUUUUAGUAGCCACCUUUGCUUUCAGGGAGAACAGAUGUAUUAAGUCUGAAUUUUCACAAACAGGUUGAUUCUAGUGGAAGGUGUCCCUGCCCGUGGCAGGUGGGGUUGGGACUCUUUAAGGUCCCUUCCAACCCAAACCGUUCUGGGAUUUUUAGUAUACCUGAGGUUCUUGCAUAGGAUGUAUUUUUUAUACCGGGUCAUGUAGAUCUAUUUAUGUAUUUGUGAUGCAUGUGGUUUGUACUGAGGUUCAUCAAACUGCCGUUGGGGUUUGGUAGCAGCCACACAACUGCUUGUCGAGAACAGAACCAAAACUAAAUAGAUAAAAGAUCUAUAUUGUUUUCAGUAAAAAUGCUGGUACAAUUUUGUAAUGAGAGUAUUAAAACUUGGAUGCCUUCUUGAUGCUAAUAGGGGAUAUUUUAUGUUUUUGUAUCAAAAACAAUUUGUAAUUUAACCUAAUCUGCUCUGCUGUUACCUGUGCUUUAACACUCCAGUCCUAGAAGGGUUCAGGCCUCGAGAUCUUACCCUGGAUGGAGCUGAGCUGCAUUUCAGCUGACUUCUCCUGAGAAGCUGCUGUUAGGGAGAAGGGCUGAACCCACACAGAGUACAAACAAAAUUGUCCUUGUUGAAAACAAGCUGCAUCCAGGCCCUCGAGGGAGCCCCAGCAAGAGGCUCAGCAGUGUUUUGGGUCUGUGACAGGGCAGGGAACCUGAAGGAACAGCUGCCUCUUGGCACUUAACCUCUACUAACUCCUUUUCAGUAAUGAUCAAUAAAGUUAAAUACAGUGCUUGCAA